GUUCUUCACGAGUCGUCUACUAGUCUUUUGUUUAAGCAGCGUGCAAAACAACUGUUAAUCAUAACCAAUGGGCGACAACGCAGAAACGCAGCCAAACCCUGAUGACCAGAACGACGAGGCCGCGGUGUCGCCGUUUUCCAAAGAGGCUUAUGUGUGUGACAGACAGUACGCCAUCGUUCUUGCACAAUUGAUUUCGGUCAACGAACGCGAAAAAGUGUACAAGUGGAUAGAGAGGCUGGACAAGAUGACGGAAUGCGACGAGGUGCUGGAAGAACGAGCCAUGUACCUGAGGUUCUUGACGCUGUCGCUGAAAAACGGCAAGCUGGUGUCGCCUUUUACCAAACUACCGCCACCCAGUUUGCGGCCCCUGAGCGUGGUCAUGCCUAGAUCAGUGCACAAUUUGGUGUUCAAAGAGAAACUUGCCACCGGCGCCGACUGUCCCCCUACCGAGGAUACCACGACCAAAAGAUAUUGCCCACCUGACGAAAUCGAGCCGAAGUUGUUCUUCAGCAGGCAGCCUAUGCCGCGAAACGGAGUCCUUUCGUAUGCCGCCGCGUUUAGCACAAAAUAA
Molecule: messenger RNA, 571 nt
Organism: Adelges cooleyi (spruce gall adelgid)
Lineage: Eukaryota; Metazoa; Arthropoda; Insecta; Hemiptera; Adelgidae
Exons: 3
Coding region: 68-571 (167 amino acids)
Source: RefSeq, a predicted model, not a curated record